CGGCAGGUCCAGAGCGCAGGGUCAGUCUGAGGUGACUGGGGAAGCACGAGAGGAGGCGUCCCCGUGGCCCUGGGCCACUCCCAGGCCUGCUCUUCCCACGGAGUCCCAUGGCGGCAGCUGUGCCCGCGGACCCGGCUCAGGGUAGUGUGACCUUCGAAGACGUGGUUGUGUACUUCUCCUGGGAAGAGUGGGGGCUCCUUGACGAGACACAGAGAUGCCUGUACCAUGAUGUGAUGCUGGAGAACUUCGCACUCGUGAUCUCACUAGGUUGUUGGUACGGAAUGGAGGAGGAGGAGGCCCUUUCGGUGCAGCAGGUGUCCAUGGGCAGGACUUCAAGUCCAGCUCCAUCCAUGUGGAGAGCUCAGCCCUGUGACAAGUGUGUCUUGCUUGGGAGAGACAUUUUGUACCUGGGUGAGGACCAAGGAGCACAUCAUGGGCAGAACUACAUCUGUGAGGCAUGUGGGAAACUGUGGUUGGACGUAAAUCUUCAGCCCCAGAAGCACAAUGAGGAGAAGCCAUUCAGAUGGGACAUGGAGCUUGUGACAAGGUACAAACUGCACGUGUCAGGGAAGCCUUUCCCGUGUGGGGGAGUUGGGAAGGACUUCCUGGCCAUCGUGAGCCUUCUCCGGCACCAGGCCACUCUCAAAGGAGCCGAGCCUCACAGCAGCUUUGAACAUAGGGACUCCUUUCAGGGUAGAAAAAGUCUGCCUGAGUACAGCGACCACGGGAAGUCCUUUAGCUAUGACUGUAAACUUUUCCAGCAUCAGCAACUGCACCCCAGAGAAAGUUACCACGACUGGGAUAACUGUGAGAAGCCUUUUAACCAAAGCUCCAUUCUUAGUGACUGCCCGAGAGCUUACCCAGAAACGAGGUCUUACGAGUGUAACGAAUGUGGGAAAUCCUUCAGCCAAAGCUACAACCUCAUUCAGCACCACAGGAUUCACACUGGCGCCAGGCCUUACAAAUGCAGCGAAUGCGGAAAAGCCUUCAGCUUCAAGUUCAGACUCGUCCAGCACCUGCAGAUUCACACUCGCGUGAGGCCUUAUGCCUGUGGCGAAUGCGGGAAAGCCUUCAGCUACAGCUCAACCCUCAUCAAACACCAGAGAGUGCACACGCGAGAAAAGCCUUAUAAGUGUGGGGAGUGUGGGAAUUCCUUUAGCCAAAGCUCCAACCUCAUCCAGCACCAGAAGAUCCACAGCGGAGCAAGGCCCUACAAGUGCAACGAAUGUGCCAAGUCCUUCAGCUACAAGUGCAAGCUUGUUCAGCACCUGCGCAUUCACACCGGAGAGCGGCCUUACGAGUGCGGCGAAUGCGGCAAGUCCUUCAGCCAUAGGUCCACGCUCAACCAGCACCAGAGAAUUCACACGGGAGCCAGACCUUACAAGUGCGGGGAAUGUGAGAAAUCCUUCAGCCAAAAGUCCAACCUCAUCCAGCACCGAAGAGUCCACACGGGCGAGAAGCCUUACGAGUGUGGAGAAUGUGGGAAGUCCUUCAGCCAAAGCUCCCACAUCAUUCAACACAGAAAACUUCACACCAGAUAACCUCCUGCCUGCAGCCGCGGAGGACAGGGAUAUCAGUGCAGCACACGGGGAAGCCAGCUCAAGGCCUAACCUCCUCCCGUGACUGGGAUUUCAUAGAAAGAGACUCCUGCUGGGAGGAACGGUCUCCCCCCAAGCCCCCCAGACCAGGUUUGUGGGCCUUUAGGAGCCCUGCCACCUUCCUCAGCGUAUAAAACAGGGCAGGUUCUCUGGGCCCUUGGGAGAUAGGGGGUGGGGGGAAUUAUGCAGUCCCCUUCCUCAUUAGGUAGUUUUGACAGCUAGUCUACGGCCAUACCACCCUGAAUGCGCCCGAUCUCGUCUGACAGCUAAGGGGGUUUGAAAAUCCUGGUUCCAUGAGAAUAGCCUCUCUUCUCUGUGGCCGCCGGCACCCCCCUCCCAGUGGUUUAUUCUGCAGGAAGGAAAUACUGCAAAGGAAUCAUGUGCCUUCGACAGGGAGGGUUCAGCUUUUCUGGUGGGCCUGAUGAUGUAGUGAAACCCGCACACAUCACCUUCCUCUGUUUUCUUCAUGUAGUUGAGGAGCUUUAUAAACUCUAUUUGCAGGAUAGGGCUUACGGAGGCAAGAAACCGGUAAUAGGAUAGAAAUUUGGCUGGGAUGAUGCUUUUCUGCCCAGAUUGCUGACCCACAGAGAAGCUAUUUGGAAAUUCUCACUGAUGCACCAGGCAGGGUGAGGGGACUUGCUCUCUAUUCCAUUUUUUAAUAAAGCUUUAUAUAAAGUUAAGGAUACUGGUAGACUGCACAUAUUUAAAAUUGUAUACAGACUGUAAUAAAUGGAUCUAUAUGCCUUU
Mustela lutreola (European mink) is the source of this 2345-nucleotide messenger RNA. RefSeq names its product zinc finger protein 501-like. Gene Ontology annotation, biological process: regulation of transcription by RNA polymerase II. Gene Ontology annotation, molecular function: RNA polymerase II cis-regulatory region sequence-specific DNA binding; DNA-binding transcription factor activity. The record is from RefSeq and is a predicted model, not a curated record. The transcript has 3 exons. The coding region runs from base 108 to 1541 and encodes 477 amino acids. NCBI's taxonomy places the organism in Eukaryota, Metazoa, Chordata, Mammalia, Carnivora, Mustelidae.